AUGGUGGCGUGCUUCCCUCCCGUCGAGGAUCCGACCUCAAUCGGGCCGCUUUACGUCCUGCACUUUGCAACGUCGCAUCACGCCUUCCGCCUGCCCGACUUUCUUGCCGCAGCCGAGUAUCUGCGCAUUCCGUUCGCAUUCGUCCCUACUCCUGCCAAGCCCAUCCUGGAGGAGAGCCGCAAGGCGCACGAUACUGCCGAGCAAGCCUCGUCUUCGGGCUACCGACCGGACCUGCGACGCCCGUUCGCGCUCGCGCAUCUCCCCAACGACGAAGCGGCCGUCAACCUGCUCCGCCGUUGCGUCUCACUGCGCUCCGUUUGGGCCUACUGGUCUCACGGCGCCAGCUACGAGGAACUUCACAGCCGCAAUCAGGAGGAGGCCAACCGAGCGCUCUGGUCGCCCUAUGUUGAGGAAGCCGAUUGCCCGUCGUGGAAGGCACAUGUGUUCUCGUACAGCUACACCAUCAGCGACAAGCGCAAGAUCGACAUUAUCCAAAGCUUCAGCUACAUGGACCUGAAAGGCCGCAUCCAACUCAAGAACCCCUCGAUGCGAUGGGGAGUGAUGGAGGAGUUCAUCGCGCAAGAGCUGUGGCCUGGGCAUCUGCGCGACGAACACAACAACUACCCCGGCGCAGGCAAGGACACCGACAAGGCUCAGGGCAGAGAGGAGCUGGGCGACAAGGACCCCAGGCUUGUGCAGAUCUUCCUCGGCAGGCGCAUCGACGUCCACGCCGGCCCUCUGUACUCGGAGAAAGCAGCACCCGUGGCGCCUCGAAAGUCGAGCGACCCCACGCAGGAAGGCCAGACCGGCCUGGCUAGAGACUUGAUCGAGAAGCUCAACCUCAAGAAGCGCGUCUACAUUGGCAAUACGUCGAUGGAAUCGGAGAUGAGCCUGCUGAUGGCGAGCAUGGCGUUGGCCGGCCCCGGCAAACUCAUCUACGACCCUUUCGCGGGAACGGGCUCGAUGCUGUACGCAAGUGCGGUGUUUGGUGCAAUGGCGUUCGGGAGCGACAUCGACGGCCGACCGAUGCGUGGCAAGGACAACAUCAGCGACUCGAGCAGCAAGACGGGCAUCGUCAAGAGCGCCACACAAUACGGCGUGCGCGACCACAUUCUCGACACGGUAGUGUUCGACAUGACUCAAAACCCGUGGCGCAAGGAUCUGCUGUUCCCGCUGCACGCAGAGGAGACGCCGAGCAAAGAUCAGAAGCCGCCAAGUGGUGUAGUUCACGGCAUCGUUGCCGAUCCCCCUUACGGCGUGCGAGCGGGUGCCAAACGACUCGGCAAGAGGGACCCCGAAAAGCAGCGCUCGGAACCGUUCUGGAUGCCUGACGGACUUGGAGAGGGCAAAGGCUGCUGGUCGCACGAACGAUCCGACUACAUCCCGCCCACUCGUCCGUACCACCUCGAGGACCUUGUGGAUGAUCUGCUCGACUAUGCCUACAGCCUUCUCUGCGAUGGUGGCCGCCUGGUAUUCUGGCUGCCAUCGAUGAUCGACCCCGAAGAGGAAGACGAGGUCGAGGGUGAGGCAGGCAGCCAUGCCAAGUCGUCGGCCGCCAUCGAGCGGUCGGUGAGUAUCGAUCUGCCGCAGCACCGUCGCAAGGCGGGGCAGGGUCGCAUGCGUAUGAUCCACUACUCGCUCCAAGACUUUGGAAGAUGGGGCCGUUGGCUCAUCACGAUGGAGAAGGUGUCGCCGGAGAACGAUGUCGACGACGACGGAUUGCGCGAACUCGAGGAGAGAAUGGGCGAGCUGGGCAAGAACAAGGACGAGCGUGGCAUCUAUCGGGCCGAUCGCGAUCCGCUCGAGUUUCGCAACCGAUACUACCUCCCUCGCGAGGCCAAGGCAUCACCUGCAGUCUAG
Molecule: messenger RNA, 1860 nt
Organism: Moesziomyces antarcticus
Lineage: Eukaryota; Fungi; Basidiomycota; Ustilaginomycetes; Ustilaginales; Ustilaginaceae
Product: tRNA guanosine-2'-O-methyltransferase
Exons: 1
Coding region: 1-1860 (619 amino acids)
Cellular component (GO): cytoplasm
Source: RefSeq, a predicted model, not a curated record